This is a messenger RNA of Sabethes cyaneus, 788 nucleotides long. RefSeq names its product putative beta-carotene-binding protein. Bases 6 to 788 code for a protein of 260 amino acids. NCBI's taxonomy places the organism in Eukaryota, Metazoa, Arthropoda, Insecta, Diptera, Culicidae. The transcript has 5 exons. The record is from RefSeq and is a predicted model, not a curated record.
GGAAAAUGAAAGUGCUUGUGCUGCUGUGCGCUUAUGGCGCAAUAUCCGGUGCAGUGGCGGAUUUCGUUGAUGAUCCAGAUGUACAACUGCCAUCAUACAUGCGCAUUUGCAAUCGUGACGACCCUGAACUUGGACGGUGCAUUAAGGAUUCUAUUCAACGCUUGCUUCCGGAGUUGCAUACUGGCAUUCCAUCGAUCGAUUUUCCGGCCAUCGACCCGUUCAUCCAGGACAGCAGCUAUUUUGAGUACAAAAAUCAACAAAUUCAGGGCUCGAUGCACAUCAAGAAUGCCAAAUCCUAUGGAUUAAGUAAGGCUCAAAUUCGAGAUGUUCGAGCCACCGCCGACGAUGACUCGUUCCAAAUGGAGGUUGACGUUUAUUUUCCGAAGCUAAUCACAGAAGGAAAAUUCAAGGGCGAAGGACGUUUCAAUGCGAUUAAGGUUGUGUCGAAAGGUUACUUCAACAUAACCACAACGGAUGUUUCGACAACAUGGAACAUUUCUGGUAAAACCGCCGAGCGUAACAGUGAGCAGUAUCUGCUCAUCGAUAAGUUUGACAUGAGCCCAGAAGUGGGAGAUAUGAAAAUCUACGCUACAGGCUUGUUCCCAGAUGCUGGUUUGAAUCAAGUUGCCCUGGACUUCGUUAAUCAAUAUUGGCCAUCUCUCUACAAACAAAUGCUGCCGGAAACCCGACAGGCAUGGGAACCAAUUAUGCUGGACGUAAUCAAUAAGAUGUUCAACAGAAUUCCUUAUCGCCGUCUAUUGCCGAAAUCGGGCUCAGACGGACUUUAA